Rhododendron vialii is the source of this 858-nucleotide messenger RNA. RefSeq lists its product as uncharacterized. The record is from RefSeq and is a predicted model, not a curated record. NCBI's taxonomy places the organism in Eukaryota, Viridiplantae, Streptophyta, Magnoliopsida, Ericales, Ericaceae. The transcript has 4 exons. The coding region runs from base 1 to 567 and encodes 188 amino acids.
AUGCAUUUUACCGCAGCUUUUGAAGAAGCUGCUACUGCAUCCAAAGCCCAAAAAUCCCUUCCCAGCAGACUAGCUCCACGCUUGGGGAUUUGGUUUUGCGCUACAGUAGCUCGUUUGGCCUGGCGUGGCUCUGUAGCCCUCGUCUGUGGUGAUUUCUUCUCCCGCUCUCAGUUUCCCUCGCUUUCUCUCAUGACUCAUCUCCAUUCUCCUGCCCAACAGCUCCCUACUUCUCUCGGUUUCUCUCAGUUUCCUACUUCUCUCAUCUCUAUUUCCACAAGCAGAUUCAUUGCUGGUGGGUUUGCUGAGAUUUUUCAUCCUCCUAAAAGACAAGGGAUGGAUGCGCAGAAAAAUGCAUAUUUCACAAAUCUCUUACAAGAUGGCUUGAUCUUGGAUGAUGAACUCUCAAUGGAGCCUCAAGAUGAAGUUGGAUUUACUUAUGCAAAUCAAAAUGCAGAAGAGUUCACCCAAGCAUCUCAAACCUCAGCUCAAAUGGGAUCCACUUCUAAGAAACCGCAACGCGGUGGCAACUUCACCGAUGAAGAAGACAAAUUGCUUGUAUCGGCAUAGCUGAAUAUAAGCUUGGAUGCCGUGCAAGGGAAUGACCAGAAACGUAAAACAUAUUGGAGAAGAGUGUGGGAUUAUUUCCACGAGCACAAGUCUUUCGUUUCUGAGCGUAAUGAGAACUCUCUAAUGAACAGAUGGUCAGCAAUUCAACUUUCUGUUAACAAGUUCUGUGGAUGCUAUGCUCAAAUUGAAUUGAGGCAUCAAAGUGGUGUGACCGAGGAAGACAAGGUCUCUGAAGUAAAAACUUACUACAAGUCACUCGAGACCUCAAAAAAUACCUCAAAAAAUAGCUCA